AUGCCAGAAGAUGAGAAAGAAGAGUUGCACAACAACUCCUCCGUAGAGAGCUCCUCCGUGGAAAGCGGGUGCGAGGAAAGGGAGAGAGAAGACGAGAAAAGCAAAGUCUACAGAAUAAGUGGGUGGGAGAGAAUUCUGAGCACUUUCCGGAGGAUUCCUCCCAUUUACUUUUUUGGGCUUUUUACAGUGCUUGCCCUCUUUGCAGCCAAAAUUGUCCUCAUGCACAGCAGCGUAAAUCCGCAGUACUUUCUCUACAGAAACACGGCUCGGCAGGUGUACAGCCUAAGCGACAUAUUAUCCAUGCUUGCAACGGCAGUUCUUGUAAUAACUCUUUUGGACGGGUUUUUGUACUACUCCAGCGGAUACAUUAUGGAAAAAGUCCACUUUCUCACCCUCACCAUGUUUUACGUUAACAGCGUCUCAGGCCUUCUCACUGGUAUGAUUCUGACUCUUUUCUGGGCAAUAUAUCUGAAGAUGCUGGACGUAGACUACAAGUUCAGGCCGCACCACAGCAUGGGACUGGAGCAGACGCUUACAACCUGCUUUUUGUCUGUUCUUGUGAUUGCUGCGAAGGACAUUUUCGUUAAGAAGGUCCGAAUGGGCUUUAACCACACGAACUAUCUCACCCGCAUACAGAAGUGUCUUAUUGAAAACCAGUUUGUGAAGACCCUGGAGGAAGUCCGCCGAAAGAUAAAGGGGAAAAGCAGCAGGAUGCGGUGGAUGUUCACGCAAAAAACAGAUGAAAAUGGCGGAGAUGCUGUUUUUAAGCCCAGGGCAUUCAGUGGAAUAGACGGGGCUUCGGAUACGCGCCAGAAAAUGCUCAUUUUCAAGGAAUUCGAGAAGAUCCUGGGCGCGAAGAUAUACCACGAGCGAGGGGUAGGGGGACUCUCCGAUAUAAAGCAGGAGUCCCUGCGAAAGGCGGAGAAGAUAGCCGCUGGCCUCUCUGCAAGCAAGAAAAAGUUCCAGGUCAGGCAUCUGAAGAGGUACGUAGACCCGGAGUACAUAGACAAAGUCUCGGAAAUGCUGUCUCUAACGGAAACGCAGCACCUCUCGGAGAAGGAGAUAGCAGGCAUUAUAGAGCGAACAAAACGAGAGAAGUAUGCUAUAAAGAAGAGUCUUGUGCAAAUGGACAAGGCUUUGCUCCGAGUGAGCCACUUCAUCACCGCAGCAAUAUUCAUAUUUGCUACAAUUGCAAUUCUCUCCCCGACAAUUUCAGCGAAUGACGUUGUGAAGGGAGUGUUUGGGACGUUCUUUGGGCUUGGGUUUAUCUUCCAGACGAGCGUAAAGAAUGCGAUUGACAGCGUGAUAUUUCUCUUUAUAGUGCACCCGUACGACAUUGGGGACAGAAUUCAGGUGGAAAUAGACAAGGAUACGCUGAAUAUGGUUGUUUCCGAGCUAAACGUCUUUUCAACGGUAUUCUACGAGUGGAAUGGGUCCAAAAUAUACAUACCCAACCACGUCCUCCUGCAGAAGGCCAUUGUAAACGUCCGAAGAAGUGGGCUCAUGGCAGAGAAUAUCAUAUUUCAGGUGGCAUUUGACACAGUUCCUGAGAAGAUACAGCACCUGAAAGCAGAGGUUGGGAAGUUCAUAAAGAAGCACCCGAAGGACUUUUCGACGUACUUUAUGUUCAACUACCACGCGAUUGAAGACUCGAAUAAGUUGCACCUGAAGAUAUACCUGCAGUACGCCACGAACUGGCAGAACUACGAGGCAUACCUGCAGAGAAAGGCAAAGUUCAUUAUGUUCCUGAAGCAGGCAAUUAACGAGCAAAAGAUAGAGUACUACUUGCCCGUUCAGAGGCUGGAAAUACUUGCAAGCAGGGCCCCCGCAGAAAGCACUGCAUAG
This is a messenger RNA of Nematocida major, 1845 nucleotides long. Its product is annotated as mechanosensitive ion channel protein 4/5/6/7/8/9/10. Gene Ontology annotation, biological process: monoatomic anion transport; transmembrane transport. The coding region runs from base 1 to 1845 and encodes 614 amino acids. Gene Ontology annotation, molecular function: mechanosensitive monoatomic ion channel activity. Gene Ontology annotation, cellular component: plasma membrane. The record is from RefSeq and is a predicted model, not a curated record. NCBI's taxonomy places the organism in Eukaryota, Fungi, Microsporidia. The transcript has a single exon.